Drosophila willistoni is the source of this 2053-nucleotide messenger RNA. Its product is annotated as coiled-coil domain-containing protein 174. The coding region runs from base 27 to 1730 and encodes 567 amino acids. Gene Ontology annotation, cellular component: nucleus. Lineage: Eukaryota; Metazoa; Arthropoda; Insecta; Diptera; Drosophilidae. The record is from RefSeq and is a predicted model, not a curated record. The transcript has a single exon.
GUCGUUGUACAACACUAAUAAUAAUUAUGAACGACCCAAACAAAGCAAUAAACGUAAACUUAUCCUCGCUGCUUAGUUUAAAAGCCGAAUUAUUACGAAAGCAGCAUGAGGUUAAGCUGGCCAAGGCCACAAAGGGGGCAUCCAGCGAAUUUAAGCCCAAGGAAGCCUCUAAGCCAAAAUCAAAAAAACACGACCGUGAAUACAAAAAGGUUAGCAGCUCCGAAGAAGCUACUGUCUAUGAAAGUGAGGAUUAUGCCCAAUUGGCCAAGUCCCGGCGGGUGCUGGAGGCUAAGAGCAAAUUCUAUGACAAAAUGAGUCGCAGUGGCGGCAAUCUCAACUCUGAUGAUAAUUGCCUUGUGAUGUUCAACCGGAAAAAACAGGAAGAGGAAGUAAUACAACCUUCCAUGCCACCGCCUAGAGAGAGGCUGAGUAGCAGCAGCAGCAGUGACAGCAGUAAUGACGAUGUAGAUGACGAGGAGGAGGUGGAAUAUGUGGACUGCUUGGGUAGGACUAGAAAAUGUCUGCGAAAAGAACUAAAGGAAGCCAAGAGUCGAGAUAAGCAAUUGGCCGCCAGCAUGCCCGAACGUCUGGACCAAACAAAAGCAAAUUGGCUGAUAAACGUUCCCACGGAGCCAUCCCAAGGCAAUAGUGAUACUGACGAUAAUGAAACCAGCUUUAAGCCUCCAGCGCCACCCCAGAGUGUCUUUAGUGAGGCCUUGUCGACAAUGACAAAGCAUGAUGAGCAGCGUAUGAAUUGGGAGCGCAAGGAGCAAGAAAAUUUUGACAAGCCUGACGUUCAUUAUCAGGACGUAUUCUUCGAUGAGGCUCGAACUCACGGCGUGGGCUACUAUGCCUUUUCCACCGAUGAAAAGGAGCGCAAGGAGCAACAGCGCGAAUUGGAAAAAGCUCGUCAAACCACAUCCGAGGAGCAAAAACGACGCGAAGAGAUGCGGGCCAAAAGAGACAGUAUGGUGGCAGAUCGUGUAUUGGCAGCCAAGAACCGUAUACGAGCUAGAAAUGGCUUGCCUCCUAUUUCCAAAGACGAAGUCGCCAAGGAAACAGAGAUGUCAAACAAAAAGGAGGAACGGAAAAAAGAGAAGCACGCGAAGCAACAGAAAGCAGAAGAUCAAAGGCGAGAAGAAGAAGAGGCCGAACGUGAAAAGAUACGUAAAGAUUAUGUACGAGAUUGGGAUAAGGAUAAGAAAGAGUUAAAGGAGCACAGCAAAUCUAAAAACUUUGAUGAAGAUGAAGAGGUUCCUUGGGAAUACAAGGCUGAGCGUUUGCCAAUGUCGCAAGAACAGUGGAAUGAGAAACAGCGUGCGUUACGACCACAAGAGUUUGCCCCUCCAACAGAUAUGGAUUCCUCAGCUCCUCCCAAGCGAACCAACUUCACCAGUGUACCUCCCCCAUUGCGGACACUUUAUGAACAGAGUGAACCCGAAUUUUCAAAUUUCCAUUCCACCAAACAAGAGAAACACAUGCAGCGACGAAAUUAUUUAGCUGCCACAGCAGAGGAGGAAAAAUACAACGAACCAUCGACAUCCGCUCAAUGGGGAGCUGCCGUACCGCCUCCAGCAGAUCUGGAUUUACAACCAUCUUCAUCAAAGCGUCACAAGACCCAAGACGACUUAGAGAGCUCCAUUGAAGCUGGACUUCGAUUUCUGCGAAACAAUUGCGAUAAAAAUGCUUUAAGCAACAAGGCCACAUGGACAGCUAAGGCGGACUAUUAAUAUAAUAUAUCUUAUCGUUUAUCGUUUUAUUGCUUUCUCUGUAAACAAUAUCGUUCGAAAACACAUUUUACUUACUACCUGGACAAGCAUUAACUAUUGUCUUUGUCUGGGUAUUGAAUGAGCUAAGUAGUUAAUUCAUUUAUAAAACAAAAAAUACUGUUAAAUACAUCUAAGAAUAUUAACAUAAACUAUCAAUUAAUAUAACACCAAAGCAUUGCGAUGAAAUAGAUAGAAAAAUACUCUAAUGCAAACAAAUUAAGGAAAUCAUUAGUCUAUCUACCCAUAAAAUUAACUUUUGGCUGUUUAAAAUAAAUUUAACAAAA